CGCGGUUUGCUUGGGGAGAAAGAAUUGUAAGGGCUCGGCUUUAUACCUUCGCUGCUCCAAUUAGAACACCAUCUGCAAUCUGGGAUUCAAAUAUCUGCUCCAAUUCUCUCAUCGAUUUCAAGGUUUAGGGUUUUAGAUUUUGUUAUCUGCUAUGGAGCCGGAGCCAAACAAUACUGGUAGCGGUAGUGGAAACCCCAAAGAAGAAGCGACUCUGAAGGUCCCAUCGAAAGAUCCCAAGAAGAAAGAUGAUAAGAAAGAUGAAGAUCUUUCAGAGGAGGAUGUGGCGUUGAAGCAGCAAUUAGAGUUGUACGUUGAGAGAGUUCAGGAUGUCGAUCAGGGGUUACAGAAGGUUGCUCUUGAGAGCAUGAGGCAAGAAAUCCGAACAUCAACGAGCUCCAUGACUUCGGUCCCAAAGCCACUGAAGUUUUUGCGUCCGCAUUAUGGAACACUGAAAUCAUAUUACGACACAAUGCCAGAUUCUGAUUUAAAGAAAUUACUUGCAGAUAUACUUUCAGUUUUGGCUUUGACAAUGUCCGCAGAGGGUGAGCGGGAGAGUUUGAAGUAUCGCUUGUUGGGUUCUGAAGGCGAUAUUGGUUCCUGGGGUCAUGAGUAUGUUAGGAAUUUGGCUGGUGAAAUUGCACAAGAGUAUGCGAAAAGAGUGAAUGAGGAAGCAGCAGUAAAGGAUCUAAUAGAGCUUGUGGAACAGAUUGUUGCUUUUCACAUGAAGCAUAAUGCUGAACCAGAGGCUGUAGAUCUCUUGAUGGAGGUUGAAUUUCUUGAUCUACUAGUGAAGCAUGUUGACAGCACAAAUUAUAAAAGAACUUGUCUGUACCUAACAAGUUCAGCAAGGUAUCUCCCUGGACCAGAUGACAUGUCAGUUUUGGACAUUGCUUACACAAUCUACACAAAAUUUGAAGAAUUUCCAAGUGCCCUUCAGAUUGCACUCUAUCUUCACAACAUGCAGCAUGUGAAGCAGGUAUUCACAUCUUGUCCUGAUCUUUUGCGGAAGAAGCAAUUUUGUUACAUUCUUGCUCGACAAGGACUAAGUUUUGAGCUCGACGAAGAGAUGUGUGCUGAUGAUGAAGACAGGGAGGCCUUGCAAGAGAUCAUCAACAAUACUAAACUAAGUGAAGGCUAUCUAACCCUUGCUCGAGAUAUUGAAGUCAUGGAGCCAAAAUCUCCUGAAGAUAUUUACAAGGCACAUCUACUUGAUGGGCGGGCAAGUGCUGGUGCCAGUGUUGAUUCAGCAAGGCAAAAUUUGGCAGCCACAUUUGUGAACGCAUUUGUGAAUGCUGGCUUCGGUCAGGAUAAAUUAAUGACAGUUCCUUCAGAGGCUUCAAGUGGAGGUUCUUCUGGAAAUUGGCUUUUUAAGAACAAAGAACAUGGGAAAGCCAGUGCUGCUGCAAGUCUGGGGAUGAUCCAUAUUUGGGAUGUUGAUGCUGGCCUUGCUCAAAUUGACAAGUACUUCCAUAGCAAUGAUAAUCACGUCAUAGCUGGUGCACUCUUAGGAGUUGGGGUUGUAAACUGCGGUAUCAAGAAUGACUGUGAUCCUGCCUUGGCACUUCUUGCUGAUUAUCUAGAUAAAGAAGACUCUUCUAUUAGAAUUGGGGCCAUAACUGGUCUGGGUCUUGCGUAUGCCGGCACUCAGAAUGAGCAGAUUCGUGACAAACUGACUCCCAUUCUUGGAGACCCAAAGGCACCAUUAGAUGUCAUCGCCUUCACGGCAAUUGCAUUGGGUUUGGUGUAUGUUGGUUCUUGUAACGAAGAUGUUGCACAAGCAAUUAUUUUUGCACUAAUGGACAGAAGUGAGUCAGAUUUGGGGGAGCCCCUCACCCGACUGCUACCUCUUGGCUUAGGUCUUCUUUAUCUUGGGAAGCAGGAUAGUGUGGAGGCUACUGCUGAGGUAUCAAAGACAUUCAAUGAAAAGAUUAGAAAGUAUUGCGAUAUGACCCUACUAUCUUGUGCCUAUGCUGGCACAGGAAAUGUGUUGAAGGUUCAACACUUUCUUGGUCAGUGUGCCCAACACCUUGAGAAGGGUGAAACUUUUCAGGGUCCAGCUGUGUUGGGUAUAGCCAUGGUAGCGAUGGCUGAGGAACUAGGUCUUGAUAUGGCAAUCCGUUCGUUAGAGCAUCUUUUACAGUAUGGGGAGCAGAAUAUCAGAAAGGCAGUUCCAUUGGCUCUUGGUCUUCUCUGCAUAUCAAACCCGAAGGUCCAUGUUAUGGAUACAUUAAGUAGACUUAGUCAUGAUGCUGAUACAGAAGUGGCAAUGGCAGCAGUCAUCUCUUUGGGAUUGAUAGGUGCCGGAACCAAUAAUGCUAGAAUUGCUGGCAUGCUUCGGAAUCUUUCAAGUUAUUACUACAAAGAAGCCAGCCUUCUUUUCUGUGUGCGGAUUGCCCAAGGUUUUGUACAUAUGGGAAAGGGUUUGUUGACCCUUGCUCCCUACCACUCAGAACGAUUCUUGCUAUCCCCGACGGCGUUGGCUGGACUCGUGGUAUUACUGCAUGCAUGUCUUGAUAUGAAAGCUAUCAUCUUGGGGAAAUAUCACUAUGUUCUCUACUUUGUAGUUUUGGCUAUGCAGCCUAGAAUGCUGCUGACUGUGGAUGAAAAUCUGAAACCUUUGUCGGUAGCAGUUCGGGUAGGGCAAGCGGUUGAUGUUGUGGGGCAGGCAGGUCGGCCCAAGACCAUCACGGGGUUCCAGACCCAUUCGACCCCUGUGCUGUUGGCUGCUGGGGAUAGGGCUGAACUUGCAACAGAGAAGUAUAUUCCUCUUUCGCCUAUCCUCGAAGGAUUUGUAAUUUUGAAAGAGAACCCUGAUUACAGGGAAGAAGCCUAGGUGAAAAAAACAUGGGAAUCCUGAUGUUUUUAUGGUGCUCGCAAGGCAUGAAUUUUCGACAUGUAGCUUGUUGAUUGCUUCUGUUUUUAAUGUUAAAAUAGCUUCACUUUUUGUUCGUCAACUUGUAUGCAUUCUCUUUAAAUUCAAUUCAACUAAUGCUAUCGGUAGAUGAUUUAUUUCUAA
Molecule: messenger RNA, 3016 nt
Organism: Cynara cardunculus var. scolymus (artichoke)
Lineage: Eukaryota; Viridiplantae; Streptophyta; Magnoliopsida; Asterales; Asteraceae
Product: 26S proteasome non-ATPase regulatory subunit 2 homolog A-like
Exons: 25
Coding region: 152-2833 (893 amino acids)
Biological process (GO): proteasome-mediated ubiquitin-dependent protein catabolic process; regulation of protein catabolic process
Cellular component (GO): proteasome storage granule; nucleus; proteasome regulatory particle, base subcomplex
Molecular function (GO): enzyme regulator activity
Source: RefSeq, a predicted model, not a curated record